UUUCCUCCUUCUCUCUUUCUCUCUCUUCAUACCUUAUCUCUUUCUUGUUCUAAGCAGUUUAUUUUGUCGCCGCCGCCUCUUCCGGCGGUCGGAUCUCCGACAAUCUAUCUCUCUUUAUCCUUCCCUCUCCUCAUUAUCUAUAUUUUCAAAACAAAAAAAAAAAGAUCCGUUCUUUUUCUCUUGAUUCGUCUUAUCUUAAUCGCAGUCCUUAUUAGCAAUAUAUCUAGGGCUUUGUUUACAAUAAUCAGAGGAGAGGGAAGAGAGAAAAACUCUCCCAAAAAAAAUCUGAAAAAGCGUUGAAAAAGGAAAAACUAGGGUUUUUUUUUUUGUUUUUUAUCUUCAUGGCACAGGUUCAGGUUCAACCUCAGGCUAUGAACACUGGUGGUAAUCAGUUUGUUACGACUUCACUUUAUGUGGGUGAUCUUGAACAGAGUGUGACCGAUUCACAACUCUACGAUGUAUUCAAUCAAUAUGGUCAGGUGGUCUCAGUUCGUGUUUGUAGGGAUUUAGCAACUCGCCGUUCACUUGGCUAUGGUUAUGUCAAUUACAGCAAUCCUAUUGAUGCUGCUAGGGCAAUUGACCAGCUGAAUUUCACUCCUCUCAAUGGAAAGCCUAUAAGAAUAAUGUACUCACGUCGCGAUCCUAGCAACCGUAAAAGCGGGUCUGGCAAUAUCUUUAUUAAGAAUCUGGACAAGUCAAUUGACCACAAGGCAUUACACGACACCUUCUCACAAUUCGGGACUAUCCUCUCAUGCAAAGUGGCUACGGAUCCAUCUGGGCAAUCCAAAGGUUAUGGUUUCGUUCAGUAUGAUAGUGAGGAUGCUGCUCAGUUAGCUAUCGUGAAGCUUAACGGGAUGCUAUUGAACGACAAGCAAGUUUAUGUCGGUCCAUUCCUUCGCAAACAAGAAAGAGACAUAGCUGUUGACAAGGCGAAAUUCACUAAUGUCUUUGUGAAGAAUUUAUCUGAUUCAACAUCCGAAGAAGAUCUGAUGAAGACAUUUGGUGAAUUUGGACCGAUUACUAGUGUCGCAAUCAUGAGGGAUGCUGAUGGAACUUCCAAAUGCUUUGGCUUUGUCAACUUUGAGAAUUCGGAUGAUGCUGCACGAGCCGUGGAAUCUCUGAAUGGGAAUAAGUUUGAUAAUAAGGAAUGGUAUGUUGGAAAAGCUCAGAAGAAAUCUGAAAGGGAGCAAGAAUUGAAAAAUCGAUUUGAGCAGAGUGUGAAAGAGGUGGCUGAUAAAUCUCUAGGGCUAAAUCUUUACAUAAAGAACUUGGAUGAUAGUGUUGGUGAUGACGAGCUUAAAGAUUUGUUCGCUCCAUAUGGUACUAUAACUUCAUACAAGGUUAUGCGAGAGCCUAGUGGGAUAAGCAAAGGGUCAGGAUUUGUUGCAUUUUCUGCUCCUGAAGAGGCAAAUAGAGCACUCCUGGAGAUGAAUGGGAAGAUGAUUGUAAGCAAACCACUGUAUGUUGCUCAUGCACAGCGUAAAGAAGACAGGAGGGCCAGGUUGCAGGCACAGUUUGCACAAAUGCGUCCAGUAACUAUUGGUCCAUCUGUGGCUCCUCCUCGCAUGCCCAUUUACUCGCCAGCUGGUCCGCCUCUCGGUCAGCAAAUCUUUUAUGGACAAGCCCCGCCACCUAUGAUACCUCCCCAACCUGGUUUUGGGUAUCAGCAGCAACUUGUUCCAGGUAUGAGGCCUGGAGGAGGACCGAUGCCAAAUUUCUUUAUGCCAAUGGUUCCGCAAGGACAACAGGGUCAGCGUCCAGGAGGUAGACGGGCAGUAGGACCAGUCCCUCUACAGCAGAACCAACCGCCUAUGAUGCAACAACAGCAAAUGAUGCCAAGAGGACGUGGGGGUUAUAACCGAUACCCACCUGGUAGAGGAAUGGGUGACGUAUCAAUGGUGUCCGUGCCUUAUGACAUGGGUGGUGGUGGUAUGCUGCCACCACCUCUGCGUGAUUUAUCUUCUUCUCAGGCUAUCCCGAUUCAGGCUUUGGCUUCGGCUCUGGCAAAUGCUUCACUUGGAGAUCAAAGAACUAUGUUGGGAGAGAAUCUUUACCCACUUGUGGAAAAUGUGGAACCUGAGAAUGCAGCUAAGGUAACGGGAAUGCUUUUGGAGAUGGAUCAGACUGAAGUUCUACACUUGCUUGAAGCUCCAGAGGCUCUGAAAGCUAAGGUGGCUGAGGCUAUGGAUGUGCUGAGGAAUGUGCAGCAAUCUGGUGGUGGGACAACUGCCCCUGUUGAUCAGCUUGCGGGUUUGUCAUUGGAUUGAAGUGCUUUUUUUAACAGUUUCAUGUAGACUCCUGGUUGUCUGUGUGUACAACAUUUGUGUGUUUGUUUGUUGUUGUUUGUCAGUGUGCCAACCAUUUGUGUUGUUGUUGGUUGUUUGGUGUUUUUAUGAUUGAGACUAUUUAAAACUGUUAUAAUUAUUGAUUGAAAUUGCUAUCAUUAUGGAUUUACAAAUUAUUUUCUGUU
Impatiens glandulifera is the source of this 2470-nucleotide messenger RNA. Its product is annotated as polyadenylate-binding protein 2-like. The record is from RefSeq and is a predicted model, not a curated record. Gene Ontology annotation, cellular component: ribonucleoprotein complex. Bases 342 to 2267 code for a protein of 641 amino acids. NCBI's taxonomy places the organism in Eukaryota, Viridiplantae, Streptophyta, Magnoliopsida, Ericales, Balsaminaceae. Gene Ontology annotation, molecular function: RNA binding. The transcript has 8 exons.